AUGGCUGGUGUUGUUGGAAGGCUUGAAGCAGAAAUUAAGGUGAAAUCAAAUGCAGACAAGUUCUGGAAUGCUAUAAGGGAUUUUGCAACCAUACUCCCUAAGGUCUCACCAUCUGUUUACAAAAGCAUUCACAUUAUUCAGGGUGAUGGCAAGGUGCCUGGCUCCAUCAUCAAAUAUACUUUAGACAUGGGCAAUGAAGUUGUGACAGUCACAGAAAGGAUUGAAGAUGUUGAUGAUGGAAAGAGGACAUUGAUUUAUAGUGUGAUUGAUGGUGACCUCCUUAAGUACUUUAAGAGUAAUUACAAGGGAUACAUUAAUGUAACACCAAAGGGGGAUGAUAAUGGAAGCAUUGUGAAAUGGUCCUCUGAAUAUGAAAAGGUUAGCCAAGAAGUUCCUGAACCUAUUUUCAUCAAAGAAUUUGCAACCAAGAUGUUCCCAAAGAUUGAUGAUUAUCUUCUAAGCGCAUAA
Arachis stenosperma is the source of this 468-nucleotide messenger RNA. Its product is annotated as MLP-like protein 423. Gene Ontology annotation, biological process: abscisic acid-activated signaling pathway; defense response. The coding region runs from base 1 to 468 and encodes 155 amino acids. The record is from RefSeq and is a predicted model, not a curated record. The transcript has 2 exons. Gene Ontology annotation, molecular function: abscisic acid binding; protein phosphatase inhibitor activity; signaling receptor activity. Lineage: Eukaryota; Viridiplantae; Streptophyta; Magnoliopsida; Fabales; Fabaceae.